GAGGGUUGCAGUUGAUGACGUUUUGAUACCAUAUUAAUAUGUUUGCUGCUGCUACCAAGAGUUUUGUCAAGCAAGUUGGAGAUGGAGGGAGAUUAGUUCCUGUUCCAAGCCUCAGUGAGGCUGACAAAUACCAACCUCUAAGUCUGGUGGUAAAAAAGAAGCGAUGCUUUCUCUUUCCUAGAUAUAAAUUUACCUCAACACCUUUUACGCUGAAAGAUAUCCUUCUAGGAGACAGAGAAAUUUCAGCUGGUAUUUCAUCUUAUCAGUUACUGAAUUAUGAAGAUGAAUCAGAUGUUUCCCUUUAUGGAAGGCGAGGCAACCAUAUUGUGAAUGACGUUGGGAUUAACGUCACUGGAUCAGAUUCUGUUGCAGUAAAAGCUUCAUUUGGUGUAGUGACCAAACACGAAGUGGAAGUAUCAACAUUGCUCAAGGAAAUUACUACACGAAAAAUUAAUUUUGACCACAGCUUGAUACGUCAGACAAGGAGCAACAGAAAGGCAGUAUUGUGUGUGGUCAUGGAAAGCAUUCGGACCACGAGGCAGUGCUCGCUGUCUGUGCAUGCUGGAAUUCGCGGGGAAGCCAUGCGGUUUCAUUUUAUGGAUGAACAGAAUCCCAAGGGAAGGGACAAAGCUAUUGUUUUUCCGGCACACACAACCAUAGCUUUCAGUAUUUUUGAACUCUUCAUUUACUUGGAUGGUGCCUUUGACCUUUGUGUCACUUCAGUGUCAAAAGGAGGAUUUGAGAGGGAAGAAACUGCAACGUUUGCACUGCUCUACAGAUUGAGGAAUAUACUAUUUGAGAGAAAUAGAAGAGUGAUGGAUGCCAUUUCUCGUUCACAGCUUUACUUGGAUGAUCUUUUUUCUGACUAUUAUGACAAACCUCUCAGCAUGACAGAUAUUUCUCUCAAAGAAGGGACUCAUAUCCGAGUUAACCUGCUUAAUCACAACAUUCCAAAAGGACCUUGCAUACUCUGCGGAAUGGGGAACUUUAAAAGGGAGACGGUUUAUGGAUGCUUUCAGUGCUCUGUCGAUGGGCAGAAGUAUGUGAGACUUCAUGCAGUUCCUUGUUUUGAUGUUUGGCACAAGAGGAUGAAAUAAAAUGGAAAAUGAAUGUAGUGUGUUUAGGUGCAACUGUGCCACACACCUUUCCAAAAUCACCUAGAUAUGCUUUGGUGAAUUGUGGCAAAUUAAAGAGGGAAAGAGAAAUUCACCUGCCUGGGCAUCAUUUUCUUCAUCCAUAAGCAUGGAGAUGAUAAUGGUGGCUGCCCUAUAAAUUGUCAUAAAGAUUAUAUUGUUUAUGUGAGGGAUGCCUGGGUGGCUCAGUGGUUGAACAUCUGCCUUCGACUCAGGGUCCUGGGAUUGAGUCCCACAUCGGGCUCCCUGCGUGGAGUCUGUGUCUCCCUCUGCCUGUGUC
Nyctereutes procyonoides (raccoon dog) is the source of this 1413-nucleotide messenger RNA. RefSeq names its product pejvakin (gene PJVK). Lineage: Eukaryota; Metazoa; Chordata; Mammalia; Carnivora; Canidae. The record is from RefSeq and is a predicted model, not a curated record. The transcript has 6 exons. Gene Ontology annotation, cellular component: cytoplasm. Gene Ontology annotation, biological process: programmed cell death. The coding region runs from base 39 to 1097 and encodes 352 amino acids.